This is a messenger RNA of Anguilla anguilla (European eel), 1095 nucleotides long. RefSeq names its product Golgi phosphoprotein 3-like A. Gene Ontology annotation, molecular function: phosphatidylinositol-4-phosphate binding. The record is from RefSeq and is a predicted model, not a curated record. Lineage: Eukaryota; Metazoa; Chordata; Actinopteri; Anguilliformes; Anguillidae. Gene Ontology annotation, cellular component: Golgi cisterna; cytosol; trans-Golgi network. Bases 231 to 1079 code for a protein of 282 amino acids. The transcript has 5 exons. Gene Ontology annotation, biological process: Golgi organization; Golgi vesicle budding; Golgi to plasma membrane protein transport.
ACAGGAAGUUUUAUAUAUUUACUUAGCAGGGACUCUAGGAAGUAGCUAGCAAGCCAAAUAGCUUGCCAUAUAGCCUGUCGGACGAGCUGUCAACGCAGAAAAAGUUUGGAUGAAACAUUUAACUGAUCUCUAAAACUGCCAAAUAAUACGGAAUACAAAGAUUCUGACAGAGGACGUGUUCCCGGUUCCGCCCUGCUGUAGCCCAGGUGUCCAGGCCGGCAGGAGGCAGGAUGAGCACACUGACCUACCGGAACCGUCGGUCCGAGGCCCCGCCGGUGAGGCGAGAGGAGGAGGACAGCGACGUGGGCCGGGGGGACGUCCCGGAGGAGGACCAGGACGACUCCAAGGACAUCCGCCUCACCCUCAUGGAGGAGAUCCUGCUCCUCGGCCUGAAAGAUAAGGAGGGCUACACGUCCUUCUGGAACGACUGCAUCUCCUCUGGGCUUCGCGGCUGCAUCCUGAUCGAACUGGCCCUCCGGGGCCGCGUCUACCUGGAGCCCGCCACCAUGAGGAAGAAGGGUCUCCUGGACCGCAGGGUGCUGGUGAAGUCCACCGCCCCCACCGGAGACGUCCUCCUGGACGAGGCGCUGAAGCACAUGAAAGCCACGGAGCCGCCGGAGUCGGUGCAGAGCUGGAUCGACCUCCUCACAGGGGAGACGUGGAACCCCAUGAAGCUGCACUACCAGCUGCGGAACGUGCGGGAGCGCCUGGCCAAGAACCUGGUGGAGAAGGGCAUCCUGACCACGGAGAAGCAGAACUUCCUGCUGUUCGACAUGACCACGCACCCGGUGACCAACACCACGGAGAAGCAGCGGCUGGUGCGCCGCGUGCAGGAGAGCCUGCUGGAGCGCUGGACCAACGAGGCGCGCCGCAUGGACCGCCGCGCCCUGGCGCUGCUGGUGGUGGCGCACGCCUCCGACGUGCUGGAGGGGGCGCUCACGCAGCUGCCCGACGACCGCUACGAGGUGGCGUCCGGCCGCUCGCGCGCGCUGCUGGACAGCGACCCCGACGUGGAGAGCAGGAAGCCGCAGGCCUGCGAGAUGAUCUGGGCCGUCCUGGCAGCGUUCAACAAGGCCUGAGACCCCCCCCGCCCCC